AUGUACCGAGGAACAGUUCUUCCCCAGUGUCGAAAAUUGCGUGAUAUGAUCGAUGUCUUCUCAUACAGUCAGACCAAUGAUGUCAUAGUUGAUCUUCUGUGCCUGCACGAUCAGUUUGGGAUGGUCAGUGAGGCAGCUCUGAUUGUUUUCCGGAAAAUCAUGCAAAAUCAAAGCCUUGUCACUGAGUUUGUUCUCCUGGGGAUUUCACAGAAUUCAGAUGUUCAGAAAAUUGCAUGUGUUAUAUUUCUUUUUGCCUACAUUGCAACUAUCUGUGGCAACCUGCUGAUUGUGGCAGCCAUCAUCAGCAAUCCAGCGCUCGUGGGCUCCCCAAUGUACUUCUUCCUGGUUUUUCUAUCAUUCCUGGAUGCAUGUUUCAUCUCAGUGAAUGCCCCUAAAAUGAUCAUAGACUGUCUCUAUGAGAAGAAAACCAUCUCCUAUGGAGGUUGUAUGAUGCAGAUAUUUUCUCAACACAUGUUUUCUGGAGCAGAGGUGAUUGUCCUCACAUCCAUGGCCUAUGACAGGUAUGUGGCCAUCUGCAAACCCUUGCACUACACUUCUAUCAUGAACCCAAGGCUCUGUGGCAUUCUGAUUGGAGUAGCCUGGGCAGGGGGUUUUCUGCAUUCCAUUAUACAGCUUCUCUUUACUUUACAACUUCCAUUCUGUGGUCCCAAUGUUAUUGAUCACUUUAUUUGUGAAAUGUAUCCCUUACUGGAGCUUGCCUGCACUGAUACUUAUGCCUUUGGCCUUAUGAUAGUGGCCAACAGUGGAUUCUUUUGCAUCCUAAUCUUCUUCAUGUUGCUUGUGUCCUAUAGUGUCAUCUUAUUCUCCCUGAGAAACCACAGCGCUGAAGGACAGAGGAAAGCCCUCUCCACCUGUGGGUCUCAUAUUGCUGUUGUGGUUUUGUUCUUUAUUCCAUGUAUAUUUGAAUAUGCACGGCCUCCAGUUUCUUAUUCCAUUGACAAAAUUGUGGUAAUAUUCAACACUAUCCUAACACCUUUACUCAAUCCUUUGAUUUAUGCUUUCAGAAAUAAGGAGGUGAAAAGUGCCAUAAGGAAACUGUGCAGCCGGUUUAUGAUUGUUUCUGUUGAAAACUAA
Messenger RNA from Sorex araneus (European shrew), 1095 nucleotides. RefSeq names its product olfactory receptor 4C15-like. Gene Ontology annotation, cellular component: membrane. Gene Ontology annotation, molecular function: G protein-coupled receptor activity; olfactory receptor activity. The record is from RefSeq and is a predicted model, not a curated record. The transcript is spliced from 2 exons. Gene Ontology annotation, biological process: G protein-coupled receptor signaling pathway. Bases 1 to 1095 code for a protein of 364 amino acids. Lineage: Eukaryota; Metazoa; Chordata; Mammalia; Eulipotyphla; Soricidae.